ACAAUGUCCAUUUUCUUCACACAUUUACAAAACAGUUGAGUCUCAACGAUGGCGUACGAUUAGCAAACGCUGCUAAAGUUUGCUAUCAAGUCGACUAGCUGACAAUGUAAGCCGUGUGAGCUAAACUACAAGUAAGACACCAUGGGACACGGCGUGGGCUAAACUGGAGUGUCGAGUAACACAUGCUAACUCCUGUGUGUUGGUUUGAGGUUUCCCACCGUGGUGUAGGACAUGGCCACAGCCUCGCUCAGAGCAGAGUCGGGCCAUAACUACAGAGAAACAUCACAGCUCCAUGCAGUUGUUUCCUGUGCCAAAAUCAAAAGGAAGAAAAGCUUAUUUGGAGUUGCCAUUUAUGUGGAGGUGACAGCAGAGGGGGAGUCACGUCGCACAGCGAAGUCCCACAGCUCAUCUAGUCCGAAAUGGGAUGAAAGGCUUACUCUGAAUGUAACACCGCGCAGCCAGGUAGACUUCAAAGUAUGGAGUCACCACACCUUGAAAGCAGAUGCUCUGCUGGGCAAAGCUUCGCUGGACCUGAUAGAAACCUUGGAGCAGCAUGAAAGCAAAUUGGAGAAUGUGAAGGAGGUGCUGAAACUGAGUGUGGAGCACAAGGGCGUUCUGAUGCCUGCAGGGGAGCUGACAGUCUACCUAGAUGGACUUAAUGUCAGUGACCAGCAGGAACUGCCACCACUAACCAAUGGAAAUGCAGCAAAUGGCACAAAAGUCCAGCAGAAUGGUGACGCCAUCCAUGAAAAUGGAGAAUCCUCUUCCUCAAGGGCUGCCAACAGCACAGCUAACGGAACAGACCUGGGCCUGCGGUCAGGUUCCAUUUCAGCCUCUAAUGGAGUGAAUAGUCAGGUGCCUUCCAGUUCCUGUAGCCCGGCCCUAAGUCACGUCGUCAAUGGCGAUGUCACGCCCAACUCUACCCCAAGCAACCAACCCUCAGAUAGUGAUGCAGAGAGUAGGACUCUCAAUGGGGAGACCUGUGAUACUGUCGCCGAGUCAUCAUCUGAUACAACAGGUGAUGUGUUGCCUCAAGCAGAAAACCUCGAGGACUGUACUCUAGAUGCCCUUCUGCCAGAUUCCGACACAGCACCAAAUGGCACAUCACAGGCUCCAGUCUUGUCUUCUGCUGCUAAGCAGAGUGAUGGUGCGGUUGCCGCUGAUGCCGCUACUACUGCUGCCUCCUCCAUGCGCACUUCCGCAGCACAGGGUGCCACAGCCAUCGCAACGUCCUCAUCAUCAGUGUCCUCCUCCCCAGCAUUGGGAGAAACAAAUUUGUCAGCUGACAGUGGGAGCAGUAGUAGCGCUGCAACAGUAACUACGGAUGGGGCCAAACCCAGACAGCAGGUCCCUGCAGCUGGAGCCCCAGACCCUCUUCCGCCUGGGUGGGAGCAGCGAAAAGACCCGCAUGGGAGAACAUAUUAUGUAGACCACAACACCAGAACUACUACCUGGGAAAGACCACAGCCACUGCCACCAGGGUGGGAGCGCCGUGUUGAUGACCGGGGAAGGAUCUAUUACGUGGACCAUAACACCCGCACCACCACAUGGCAGCGUCCCACAAUGGAGUCAGUCCGGAAUUUUGAGCAGUGGCAGAGUCAGCGCAGCCAGCUGCAGGGAGCUAUGCACCAGUUUAACCAGAGAUACCUCUACUCUGCAUCCAUGAUGUCUGCCGAGAACGAUCCACUUGGCCCGCUACCUCCUGGUUGGGAGAGGCGUGUGGACUCCAAUGACAGAGUAUACUUUGUCAACCACAAUACAAAGACAACACAGUGGGAAGACCCCCGAACCCAAGGGCUACAGAAUGAGGACCCUCUACCUGAGGGUUGGGAGAUCCGUUACACAAGGGAAGGUGUUCGAUACUUUGUAGAUCAUAACACCAGAACGACGACAUUUAGCGACCCCCGCACUGGAAAGUCCUCUGUCACCAAAGGUCCACAGAUUGCAUAUGAGCGUAGCUUCCGGUGGAAACUUGCUCAUUUUCGCUACUUGUGCCAGUCGAAUGCUCUCCCUAGCCAUGUGAAGAUCACCGUCUCCAGGCAAACGUUGUUUGAAGACUCAUUCCAGCAGAUUAUGGCCCUGAAACCUUACGACUUGAGGCGGCGAUUGUACGUCAUCUUCAGAGGCGAGGAGGGUCUUGAUUAUGGAGGCUUAGCUCGGGAGUGGUUCUUCUUGUUGUCGCAUGAGGUGCUAAAUCCCAUGUACUGUCUGUUUGAGUACGCUGGCAAAAGCAACUACUGCCUGCAGAUCAACCCAGCUUCGGCUAUCAACCCAGAUCACCUCUCAUAUUUCUGCUUCAUAGGCAGAUUUAUUGCAAUGGCACUUUUCCAUGGAAAGUUUAUCGACACAGGCUUCUCCCUGCCUUUCUACAAACGCAUGCUUAAUAAGAAGCUCAUCCUCAAAGAUUUGGAGUCCAUCGACCCAGAGUUCUAUAACUCACUUAUAUGGAUCAGGGACAACAAUAUUGAGGAGUGUGGUCUCGAGAUGUAUUUCUCAGUGGACAUGGAGAUCUUGGGCAAAAUCACAUCCCAUGACCUCAAACCAGAUGGCACCAAUGUCCUUGUCACUGAGGAGAACAAGGAGGAGUACAUCAGUUUAAUGGCAGAGUGGAGGUUCUCCCGUGGAGUUGAAGGUCAAACCAAAGCUUUCCUUGAUGGUUUUAAUGAAGUGGUUCCACUUCAGUGGCUCCAGUAUUUCGAUGAAAAGGAGCUGGAGGUGAUGCUGUGUGGCAUGCAAGAAGUGGACUUACAGGACUGGCAGAGGAACACGGUGUAUCGUCACUAUACCAGGAACAGUAAACAAAUCAUUUGGUUCUGGCAGCUCGUGAAAGAAGUGGACAACGAAGUGCGUCUGCGCCUCAUGCAGUUCGUCACUGGAACCUGCAGGCUUCCUCUGGGCGGCUUCGCUGAGCUCAUGGGAAGUAACGGACCUCAAAAGUUCUGCAUUGAGAAGGUUGGGAAGGAAACGUGGCUUCCCAGGAGCCACACAUGCUUCAACCGUCUGGACUUGCCCCCUUACAAAAGCUUCGAGCAGCUCAAAGAGAAACUCCUCUUCGCCAUCGAGGAAACGGAAGGAUUCGGACAAGAAUAAUGGAGCGCUCUCUCUUCACCAUCAGUUUGACUGAAAUCAAUCAAUUGCACAAGAUAACCACCAAUGUAUAUAAGCUAUUUUAUCAUUUUUAACCAAAUCUUAUUUGCAGCAUCAUUCUUGCCGCAGUCCUAUCUUAUCAGACUUUUAAUAUAUGGAACACCCAUUAAGAAAUAUGCAAGCUGCCCUACCUUUAUAUUUUCAAGAUGAACAUUCCCUACUCCUGACGGCUUUUACGAAAAGACUUUUUGGAUCGGAUUUUAUUGUGUAACGCAAUCUUCUUUUGAAGCUCUAGUUCUAUAGCGCUUUGAAGGAGUAGUAGUUUGAAGCCUGGUGCCUGAAAUCCCUUAAACCAACCACCUGUCCUUACCCCAGUAAGCGAUGGAUAGAAAAUGCUAACAUGUCCUGUAAAAUGUGCCUGUACAAUUCAGUGAACUGAAAUCAUGUUGGUAGGAUACAUUAAAAGGAUACAUUAAAAAGUAAUGUGGUUGCGCCCUUGAAACUCUACAGACCCCAAAUAAUUCAACUACGAUCUUCCUGGAAUUCUGUGCUUGGGUGCCAUGAGAUGUACGUCUGAAUUGUACAGGAUGUUUUAUUUCAGUUUGCUAACAAAAUUUUUUUUUUUUUUUUUUGCUUGAGUGGCUGUGUCCAACUGCAAUCACACAAGCUUGGACUCAUCCUCCCCUAGCAGAAUGUUGCAGUAGAAAGUACCCAUGAGAGCCCCUCACUUUCUAGUGACUUAUUGAAAGUAUUAGUGUAUGUGGUGUGUGUGUAUGCAAGCAGGUCCACGGUGACAUGUUCCGCCCCACCUUGGCUGCAGUGAGGCAGGAUGACACACUGAGUCAUCAACUGUUCAAAACAGGAAAGCCCCAACUUUUUUCUAUGAGUAAAUACAAGUAAAUAGCCUUAAGAGGUUACAGCAACAAUGUCCUUUUCAUUUAGUUCACUAAAAAGAAACGCUGCACAAAAAAAAGGAACAUUUCUUGUCAAGGAACAUUUCUGGUCAAAACUUUAUAUUGUACAUGCAUGCAGCACAGCCCGCUGCAGAUGAAAUGUAACGAGUAUAAUCACAUUUCAGAAGUAUCAUGUUUUGACUGCGAAGAAGAGUGGGUGACCGAAGGGUGGAUGUGAAGUUAAUGCGUCGAUAGUGACAUACAAACGUUGCAGCGUCACCCAGCAGCCUCUCGCUUCCUAGAAUUCCACCGUUCAGAUGUCGAACACAGGAGACUGACAUUUAUGUUGAAUCAAGAUUCUUUUAAGGUUGUAUUUUUUUUUCACCCCGCCCCCCCAAGUCUAGCGGAGGAAACGUAUCGUAUUGUAGCAAAAGGAGCAGACGUUGAAAACUGUGCUUGCUUUUAUGAUUGCAAACCUGUAAUCAAAGCGAAUCCGAAACUGUGUUUGUGAAUACUCAUUGUACAAAGAUAAUGACAGAUAGCAUACUUAAAUAGUAUAAUAAAUUACAGAGCCGCCGUUCCAAUGUUUGGAAAUCUGUGAUGCCUUUUGUUUAAUAUCCGAAAUAGAGCGGGAGCGUCUCAGGCGGCCUUCAAGGCAGGAUGUGCAGCGUAGGCCGUCUGAAAGGCAUCCAGACUAACGUAUCGCGUGUAGAUAACACACUGUAAACACCUACUACAUUGUACAGAACAGCCCUUUACCGGUGUAUAGAGGAUUCAUUUUUAAAUAAGCUUUCAACCAUUUGAAAUGGAGAUGGAUUUAUGAGAUACAAAUAAAUACGUGAAUUACUCCCUUCCCUGCCAUGAUCGUGCUUUUAUUUUCAAGUUGCGAGGAUGGUGCCCCAAGGAGAUGAGUGAUUUCUCUGUCCAAGGCCAAUCAUAACACUUAACAAUUAAAGAAAUU
This is a messenger RNA of Phycodurus eques (leafy seadragon), 4941 nucleotides long. RefSeq names its product NEDD4-like E3 ubiquitin-protein ligase WWP1. NCBI's taxonomy places the organism in Eukaryota, Metazoa, Chordata, Actinopteri, Syngnathiformes, Syngnathidae. The record is from RefSeq and is a predicted model, not a curated record. Gene Ontology annotation, molecular function: ubiquitin protein ligase activity; protein binding. The coding region runs from base 232 to 3090 and encodes 952 amino acids. Gene Ontology annotation, biological process: ubiquitin-dependent protein catabolic process. The transcript has 25 exons.